CUCAUGGAACAGAGCUCCUACCAUGGCACCAGCCCUCACUUUACCUGAGAACCCCCCAGCAGAGCCCAGCAAGGAGGGCAUUUCAGAGAACCUCAGCUCCACAGCUCGCUGUUGCAAGGUGAGGGAGAGGAGGGAGGACUGGAAGCAUAGGAGUGCCAUUACUUUGCAUUCACUUUGGCCAAAGGAGCUGCCAAAGGGCAGGUUGACAUCGCCAGCAAGGGACAGUCACCUGGGAAUGGGAGCUGGUAGCACUGGUAGCACAGGCAUCACUGUUUCCCUGCCCUGGGCGGUGCAGCACUGCCCUAAUGCCACGAAUUGAGAUGUGAUAGGAGCGGCCACGUCAGCUGAUGGAGACACCGGCUAUAAAGUGCCUGCUGGCCCCAUGGUGGAGGCACAAGGGAGCCCACCAUGGCCAACGUGGUGCCUGCCUGCCUGCUCCUGGCCCUGAUGCUCCUGGCCCCAGCCCUGUCAGCACAGCAGGAACGAGGGCUCAUCUUCAACUUGGAGAUUGGGGAGCUGUGCCUGCAGAGUGUCCAGUGCAAGAGUGGCUGCUGCCACCGGGUCAGUAGCCUCAGCAUGGCUCGAUGUGCACCGAAGGCAGCCGAGUUCCAGGAAUGCACCCCAAGGAACAUCUAUGAGGUCUAUUACAAGUGUCCCUGUGAGAGUGGCUUGACCUGUGAUGCUGAUAAGACCAUCGUGGGCUCCGUUACCAACACCAACUUCGGCAUCUGCAAGGACCCCCGGGGCUUCUACAGGCGGUGAAGAAAGAGACCCCCUGGAGUCCCUGCCCCUGCCACCCU
Messenger RNA from Lepidothrix coronata (blue-crowned manakin), 800 nucleotides. RefSeq names its product colipase (gene CLPS). The transcript is spliced from 3 exons. Gene Ontology annotation, biological process: lipid catabolic process; positive regulation of catalytic activity; digestion. Lineage: Eukaryota; Metazoa; Chordata; Aves; Passeriformes; Pipridae. The record is from RefSeq and is a predicted model, not a curated record. Gene Ontology annotation, cellular component: extracellular region. Bases 409 to 762 code for a protein of 117 amino acids. Gene Ontology annotation, molecular function: enzyme activator activity; lipase binding.